AUUUAGGCCAGACAAAACUCUCUUGAUAAAGAGUGAUUCAUUUCAGCUUCUUCUCCAGCAAAAGCAUAUACCCACAACCAAAAAAAAGUCUGCAUUUUCCCCUCUAAUUUUCUCUUGUUUUCUCACAACAAAUCCCUCAAUCAAUCUUCUCCUUUCAUGCAAAUUCUUUCUGGGUCCCAAUCUUUGCCACGGAUCAUAUUCACACACCAGCAAAAGAUCCUUCUUUUCUGUUCUUUUUUCUUGUCUUUCUCAGCUGCCAAACAGCGCUGUAGUCUCUGUUUUAUUAAAAAGGUUUCUGAUAGUAUUAGUAAUUUAGAAGUACAUUGUUCUUGUAGAUUUAGGCCCUUUUUGGUGAGCUUUCUCUUUCUAGACUUCUUGUGUGUUUGAGAGAGAGAGAGAGAGAGAGAGAAUCAGAACUAGAAAGAAUCCAAGAAAGAGGAACUGUUGGGAAAAAAAGGGGUUGAAUUAUUGAAUUUUAAUGGCAGAAACUGGAGCAAAAUGGAGGGUUUUGAGAUCUCUGUCAAUGAUAUUAUUGAGCUAUCUAUUGGCUUCAAUGAUUGUUUCGGCCGAAAGAAGCUUGAAAGAGGAAGGAUCAAAUCAUGAUUCAUCCAAAACAACAGAAUCAGAUUACUUUAUGAAGCUCUCUAAUUUCUUAUGGCAAUCCAAUCGAUCCGGUUAUCAACAUGUUUGGCCUGACAUGAAAUUUGGCUGGCAAAUGGUUGUGGGUACCAUAAUUGGAUUCUUUGGUGCGGCUUUCGGAAGUGUAGGUGGCGUUGGCGGUGGAGGCAUUUUUGUUCCUAUGCUUAGCCUUAUUAUUGGGUUUGAUCCAAAAUCAGCGACUGCUAUAUCAAAAUGUAUGAUCAUGGGUGCUGCAGUCUCCACUGUUUACUAUAAUCUUAGGCUAAGGCACCCUACACUUGAUAUGCCUAUCAUCGACUAUGAUUUGGCUUUGCUUAUCCAGCCAAUGCUCAUGCUUGGGAUUAGCAUUGGAGUUGCUUUCAAUGUGAUUUUUGCAGACUGGAUGGUCACAGUUCUGCUAAUUAUUCUCUUUAUUGGCACAUCGACUAAGGCCUUUUUCAAGGGUGUUGAAACAUGGAAAAAAGAAACCAUUAUGAAAAAGGAGGCUGCUAAGAUUUUGGAGGCAAAAGGUAAUGGUAGAGAGGAAGCAGAAUACAAGCUUCUUCCUGGUGGCCCAAGCAAUGGCGCUCAAGUGGAGACCAAAGAAGAACCAGAGGUCACUAUUAUUGAGAAUGUUUGCUGGAAGGAACUUGGGCUUCUCGUUUUUGUUUGGGUUGCCUUCCUUGUAUUGCAGAUCACCAAGAAUUAUACAGCUACUUGUUCAAUCACAUACUGGGUAGUGAACUUGUUGCAGAUCCCUGUUUCUGUUGGUGUAACUUUGUAUGAGGCAAUCAGUUUGUACAAGGGACGGAGAGUUAUUGCAUCCAAGGGUGAUGCAGGCACUAACUUCCGAGUGCACCAGCUGAUGCUCUACUGCUUAUGUGGUGUACUGGCUGGUGUAGUUGGUGGACUGCUUGGUCUGGGUGGAGGAUUUAUUAUGGGUCCACUAUUUUUGGAGCUGGGAGUCCCUCCUCAGGUCUCAAGUGCCACAGCCACCUUUGCAAUGACCUUCUCCUCAUCAAUGUCUGUAGUAGAAUAUUACCUUCUUAAACGAUUUCCAGUUCCCUACGCUCUUUACUUUGUUGCUUGGGCAACCAUCGCCGCAUUUAUUGGGCAACAUGUUGUAAGAAGGCUGAUCACUAUAUUGGGAAGGGCGUCUCUGAUCAUCUUCAUUCUGGCCUUUACAAUAUUUGUUAGCGCCAUCUCACUAGGUGGGGUUGGCAUAUCAAAUAUGAUUGGGAAGAUCGAGCGAAAUGAAUACAUGGGUUUCGAGAACCUCUGCAAGUAUGAUGCAUAGGAUGCCUCUUUCUUCACCCCUCUCUGCACAAUCUUUCAUAAAAGUCAUCGGUGUUCAAAUCAGGCUCCUCGGGACACAAAAGUGUCAUUCCUAUCAAUUCUUGACUAGGUAGGGUGAAUGAUAGCUAUUGCUUCCAUUCAGUCCACUGAAGAUUGAUUGUUCGCGGAGAUACACUUGUAAAAUCCUUCUAUAAUUUUUUUUUCCUCUGUUUGGUUUCCGAUCAAAUGCAAUCAAAUUAAAGAAAAGAGUGUUUCCUGAGCUUCUUUUCGAUACAGACAAUAUCUCACUUUUUAGGAGUUCUGAGUGUCUCACAUAUCUAAACGUCUGAUGAUGUCCCGUCUCAAUGGCGAUUCUUAUGAAAAGGAUCAAGAUCAACUGGCCACUAAAGACAUAACAGUUUUGCUCCAUUUUUAACUAAAUAUUAACUUCUAAUUUUGUGGAAAACAUAA
Molecule: messenger RNA, 2364 nt
Organism: Cornus florida
Lineage: Eukaryota; Viridiplantae; Streptophyta; Magnoliopsida; Cornales; Cornaceae
Product: sulfite exporter TauE/SafE family protein 3-like
Exons: 12
Coding region: 479-1915 (478 amino acids)
Biological process (GO): protein ubiquitination
Cellular component (GO): Cul4A-RING E3 ubiquitin ligase complex; membrane
Source: RefSeq, a predicted model, not a curated record